Messenger RNA from Funneliformis geosporum, 2508 nucleotides. Lineage: Eukaryota; Fungi; Glomeromycota; Glomeromycetes; Glomerales; Glomeraceae. The record is from the annotation of a GenBank genome assembly.
AUGCUGGAUGAAAAUGAUGGAUCCGACAUGGAGUUGGACUCUGAUACUUCACUUGAUGCAUAUCAUAUUUACAGUAAUAAUAAGUGUUCAAAGAAACAAACUUCUCAAAGUUCCGACGAAAACAAUGAUAAAUCAUCUGAUCGAGAACAAUUUCCUCAACGUGGGGAGGCUUCUUUGCGUCUUUCCAAUAAUGGAAAUGAUCGUUUUAAUCGUUCCGGUAGUUACGUUAUAAAUAACCCUACAAAAUCUCAAACCGCUUUGCUAACCAAUAGACCCUCUUUUAAAUCUCCGAGUAAAUCAUUCAUAACGGGUAAUGGUCCAAGACCGUUAGAGAAACGCGAAAGGAUCAAAUUUGAAUUGAAGAGCACUGGAUAUAAAAAUAAAUUGCAAUCUGCUAAUUCUAAUAUUUCAAUAAAAAAUAAUUCUGAUGCGAGUAGAAUUAGAAAGGAUAACGUUAAAGAGACACAAUUGUUCCCUCAAACGAAUAAAUCUUCAUUCCCAUCAUCUUUAGCAACGUAUUCUUCUCAUAAUUUGACCAAAAAAAUCGAUACACCGAGUUCAUCAACCUAUAGACAUGAUGACUCAGAACGUAAGCAUGAUGAUAAACGUGCAUUAGAAAGUAAUUUUAAAGAUCGAGCCUUGGGGAAUCUCGUAACCAUAGGGAAAGUGUCUGGUCAUUCACUUGAGCAAAACGUUAAUAAAAAUCUUUCAUUAGUCGAAGAAGGUUCCGCAACUACGGGAAAGGACAAUGCGAGAUUGACCUUGGAACAUUCAAAGUUAGGAAAAGGAAAAGGUAAUGACCAACAGCAAAAACAUGAAAUUGACGUUAAUUCUGUCAUUUUAGAAAAAGUUCGGAGUCAAGAGAAAAACCAGUCCGAUAAUAACGACCAUCCAAAGGCUCAAGUGUCUAAUUCAGAAGUACGAAGGGAACGAGCCGAAUUACCAAUCAUGAAUGACGAUAGUGAUAAAACUAUCAGGGAUGAUCUAACUGGAAAUAAUUCUGGAGAUGAAAAUGAUAAUAAAAAACCUUAUAAGACCUAUAAAAAGGAUUCCACGAAAGAUCAAGUAAUCGUAUUGCCUGAUCAAGAUCGCCAUCCCAAUGACGAUAUCAUUUUGGGGAUAAUUGGAAGCAACACAUCAUCUGAAAAUGAGAUUAAUGAAAGUGAUAAAUCUGAAAAAAAUAAUACUCUGGAAAAAGUUAAAUUGAAAUCUAAAGGCAAGAAGGUUGCUACACCCGCAAAUCUAACAUCAUCCUCAAGCAAAACCAUCGAAACUGAAGUAUCCAGCCAAGUGUAUGAAAAUAUUUCUCGCUUGGACCAUCUUGCUGGCCUGAUGACAAAUUUGACAAAUCAAAUUUGUAAAACUUCUCAGAUGGUUCAACCAAUUAGUCAAGAUACGCUACAUACUAGCCAGGAAACGCAGCCCAUUAACCAAGAUACGCAACUUGCUAAACAAUUAGAUCUAUCAAAUGGGCAAGCAAAUCAAGAAGAACCAACGCAAGUCACUAUUCAAGGAUCCCAACCUGUUAUCAAUGAGGAAGAAAUUAACCCUUCAGAUCUGUCAAAUGAGAUAAUUGAAAAAUAUCGUGAACUUGAUAAUACUCUAUCAGAAUUUGAUAAGAUAGCAAAAAAAGCGGCUAGAGUAUAUGGGGACUUGAAUAAAUUAUUACCAGAGGGAACUAUGGUCAAGAUUGAUCCUCCUACCACUUACAAAUGGGAUAUAAUAACUAGUAUGUUUGGUAUUGCUGAUAUCAAUAAGAUUGAGAUCAAUCAAGCGGCACCAGAUACGGAAGACCAAAGGAAAAAUAGCAUAGAAAAUGUACCAAUAGAUGUGACAAAGGAUUCUAAUGGAUUAAAUGUGGUGGGUGAGACUUCAUCUGAAGCAGAAUUCGACGAAGAAGAAUUAGAUGUACUAUCGGAUGAUCCAGAUGAUAAGAACUUCAAGUGCAGGUCGACAAUCUUGAGAAAUCCGAAUCCAAAAAGGUGGCAUAACACAAGAAGUAACAGACCGCCUAGUGCUAAUCUUCGCCAACGUACAAGAGUUGAUUCUGAUUCUUUUAAUAUUCCGACUGCAUCCAUUACACAUCACAGCCCCUCAAAGAAAAAACGUUCUCGCCUUACCCCCAAAAGAACAUUAAGAACAAGAAAAGCCGAAAAUGAAGAUGAUGAAACCCCAACUCAAACUCCGAAUUCCGAGAAAGUUAAUGAAGAUGGAAAACCAAGAAGACCUGGUAACGGUUUUAGUUACUUUUGUGGAGAUAUAUGUGCAAAGGUAAGGAAUGAGAAAUUGAAUAUCAGUGGUACGAUAGCAUAUGCUGCCGAAAUAUGGAAAAAAAUGUCAAUUGAGGAAAAACAACCUUGGUUAGAUAGAGGUGCAAAGUCGAAAAUCGAGUAUCAAGAGCAAAUAAAUAAAUGGAAAGAACUGCAGAGAUCUAAUAAUAUAAAAAAGAGAAAGGGUGGUUCAAGUUCAAAAAAUGGCUCGUCCUCUAAAAGACCUCGUAAUGAUUGA